GCCCAGGUGCUAACCACUGCCAUCCCAAUCUCCAUUCCCUUUUUUUUCUCCCUUAUAUAUUCUAAGCUGCCCCUUCUAUCAUUUUCUCCAGACCCAGCAAAAGUACUAAAAUUUCGUUCUUUUAAGUUAUCAGUUCUCCUAAAACGCGACGGAUAUUAGUCUGAUGGCGAUAUCCGGUGAGUUAUUUUUGGAUGAGAAGUGGAAGUUGUCGAGAAAAGAAGGGUCAAGAAGUGCAGCAUCAGGUCUGAUCAGGAGAGUUAGUUUUUCAUCGAAAUCAAGAGCAUCAAGUGAUGAGCAGAGCAGGAGAUGUGGGUUCACAAGAAAGUGUGCUAGUCUUGUGAAAGAACAGAGAGCUAGAUUUUAUAUCAUGAGGCGCUGUGUGACUAUGCUCAUCUGCUGGCGAGAUAAUCUCUCUGAUUCUUGAUCAAGAUUAUAUAUAUUGGUGGAGAAGAGGCUGAAGAUCUGCAUAUCAUGUAAAUAUGAGGUUUUGUUUUUGGUAGAUUUUGUUGCAGUCUCUUUGGCUAUAUCACUACUCUGUAACUAGGAGUUUAAACAAGAUUGAUAAGGGAAAUGUUUUAAUUAAAAGAAAAUAUUAAAAUGUUGAUUCUGAAAAUAUCUUGUUUCUGGGUUUAAUUUGUUUGUUGCUCUUCAAUCUUCAUACUUGAGUUGUGUGAAAGUGUGAUUUUACUAACGUAGAGUUAGUCAGGGUAGUUCAAGGCUUCAAGCUCAGUAAGUAGAGGGAUAAGGUUGAUUUUAAUCAAUGUGUGGCACUGUGGAACCACGGUUCGCAGCUGACAAGGUUUAUUUGUAUAUAUUAUUUAUUGCUUAACAAGAUUUAUGGCUGCAGAAACUGUAGUAGUAAAAAGUGAAAUGGUCAAAAAAUGUGGAUGUCCUUCACUUUCUAAAUGAAUUUUACUGCUAUUUACCCA
Messenger RNA from Daucus carota subsp. sativus, 929 nucleotides. Its product is annotated as small polypeptide DEVIL 11. The coding region runs from base 164 to 424 and encodes 86 amino acids. NCBI's taxonomy places the organism in Eukaryota, Viridiplantae, Streptophyta, Magnoliopsida, Apiales, Apiaceae. Gene Ontology annotation, biological process: negative regulation of cell population proliferation. The transcript has a single exon. The record is from RefSeq and is a predicted model, not a curated record.